CACUCUGAAUAUGACGAAUGGCCGGUGGAAAGGUGUGGAUGGGAUUCAAACAGACAGUCCGGAGCCCAGCACCCAGAAGCUGAGCUGUGGCUAUAUGUUGUGCUUGGUGCUGCUCUUCCUGGUGGUGUUACUCGCGGUGGCUGUGACCGGAGCUCUCCUCUUCCUCAACCAGUACCAUCACGCUGUGGAUCGCCCUCCUCUCAUCAGCACCAACCAGGACAAGAUGCAGGCCCUGGUCACCAUCGACCAGGCCGACAGCUCCAGGAUCAACAUCUUCAUCGACCCUAACUGCCCAGAUUACAAGGGGGACCCAGCCCAGCUGGAAGCUCUACGCUCGUCCCUUCUCACUGCCUUGCUCAGCUGCCAGGAUGAGCUGAAAGCUUCGGAAGGGCAGGACAGGGCCCUCCUGGUCACGGUGGCAGACCAAGUGUCCCGACUCAUGACCCGCACGGCGCAACUCAGGCAGGAUUGCGAGACCCUGAGGCGAGGCCAGGGCAGUUUGAGCAAAGAGCUCAGUUUGCUUCAAUCUGAGCAAGGCAGGUUAAUCGAGCUGCUUUCAGAAACUCAAGCAAACUUGGCUAAGGUGGUGGGUUCAGUGGGGGACACUCUAGAUUCUCUCCAACAAGGACAUCAGGGAGGAGCCAUCAGGUCCCAGGGGAAGGCUGACCUGAUGAGAGAUCCUAGCAGAGAGCACCCCCGAGCCUGCCCAAAUGGUGAGUUCCAUACCCGUGCUGUCACUCAUCCCAUCACCUCCUCCAUCCCUUCAUCAGUCAUUAUUUCCAGCUUCAACUGA
Messenger RNA from Rhincodon typus (whale shark), 793 nucleotides. RefSeq names its product fibrinogen C domain containing 1a (gene fibcd1a). The record is from RefSeq and is a predicted model, not a curated record. The transcript has 3 exons. NCBI's taxonomy places the organism in Eukaryota, Metazoa, Chordata, Chondrichthyes, Orectolobiformes, Rhincodontidae. Bases 11 to 793 code for a protein of 260 amino acids.